UAUUGCUAUUGUCUUUAUCUAUGUUCGGUUUAUCGGUUGACAGGAAUUUUGUUGCUCGGUUUCACUAACCCAACUUAUUUGUUUUGUUGACGUGUUUGAAUGGGGCCUAUAAAAAGGACUCAUUUUUGCCUCGCACAGAAUAGAUAAGCCGACAAUGUCGGAUAGCAAGGUAAUUUUGGUGACUGGCGGGUCCGGUCUGGUUGGCAAAGCCAUUCAGACCGUCCUGGAAAGCGAUGCAAAAGGCGACGAAAAGUGGAUAUUUGUUGGCAGCAAGGAUGCGGAUUUGUGCGACUUGAACUCUACGAAAGCCCUAUUUGAAAAACACCAGCCAACUCAUGUGAUCCAUCUGGCUGCAAUGGUUGGGGGACUGUUCCAUAACAUGUCCCACAAUCUGGAUUUUUUGAUGAACAACAUCCACAUGAACGACAAUGUGCUGCGGCUGAGCCACGAAACGGGAGUGAAGAAAGUGGUGUCCUGUCUGUCCACUUGCAUCUUCCCGGACAAAACCCAGUAUCCCAUUGACGAGACAAUGGUUCAUAACGGUCCGCCGCAUCCAUCCAACUUCGGCUACAGCUACGCAAAGCGGCUAAUAGAUGUGAUGAACCAAGCCUACCAUAAUCAGCAUGGGUGCACGUUCACUUCCGUGGUGCCUUGCAAUGUGUUCGGGCCCCACGACAACUACAACCCCGAAUCCAGCCAUGUUAUACCCGGGCUGAUCAAAAAGCUUCAAGACAUCACCAGUGCAGGCGGCGAUACUUUCACAGUUAUGGGCACCGGGAGGCCUUUGAGGCAGUUCAUUUACUCGCUGGACUUGGCCAGGCUGUUCAUCUGGGUGUUGAGGAGCUACAACGAAAUAGACCCCAUCAUUCUCUCGGUGGAUGAGGAAGCUGAGGUGUCCAUCAAGCAACUAGCCGAGGAGCUGGCCAAGGCCUACGAUUUCAAAGGAAAAAUCGUGUUCGAUACCUCGAAGGCGGACGGGCAGUUUAAAAAGACCGCCAGCAACAAAAAGCUGCGAAAGUACCUGCCUGAUUUCCAGUUCACUCCAUUUCCGCAAGCCAUCAAGGAGAGCGUGGACUGGUACAGGCAGAACCACGCCAGCGCCAGGAAUUAGCUCCAGCCUAAGGUAAAUGUUUUCUCUGUUUACGUUUUGUUUGUUGCAAUAAAAGUGGGAUGAUUCCAAAA
Messenger RNA from Dendroctonus ponderosae (mountain pine beetle), 1182 nucleotides. RefSeq names its product GDP-L-fucose synthase (gene Gmer). The record is from RefSeq and is a predicted model, not a curated record. Gene Ontology annotation, molecular function: GDP-L-fucose synthase activity. The transcript has 6 exons. Bases 155 to 1111 code for a protein of 318 amino acids. NCBI's taxonomy places the organism in Eukaryota, Metazoa, Arthropoda, Insecta, Coleoptera, Curculionidae. Gene Ontology annotation, biological process: nucleotide-sugar biosynthetic process.